GGCAGUCUAGAACAAACAUGGCGGCCACCAAGCAUGUUUCCGAUGUUCAUCUCAAGUACAACACCCCGCUUGUUUCAAGAUAUGCCAGUCAGGAAAUGGUGUAUAACUUUAGUGACAAAAAGAAAUUUUCAACUUGGAGACAGCUGUGGUUGUGGUUAGCUAAAGCUGAACAGCAACUUGGUUUGAACAUCACCGAUGAGCAGCUCUCCGAGAUGGGGAGUAACCUGGAGAAUAUUGACUUUGAUAUGGCUGCGGAGCAGGAGAAACGAGUCCGCCACGAUGUCAUGGCUCAUGUCCACACUUUUGCUGCUUGCUGCCCUAAAUCAGCUCCAAUCAUACACCUCGGGGCCACCUCGGCCUAUGUGGGAGACAAUACUGAUUUGAUAGCCAUUAGGGAUGGUUUCAAAAUCCUCCUCCCAAAGCUUGCUCGAUGUAUUGAGAGACUGUCAAAGUUUGCAAGGGAACACAAAGCCCUGCCAUGCCUGGGUUAUACCCAUCUUCAACCUGCACAGUUGACAACCGUGGGGAAACGGGCGUGUCUGUGGAUACAGGAUCUACUCAUGGAUCUCCGCAACCUCCAGCGUGCACUCAGUGACCUUCGAUUCAGAGGGGUCAAGGGCACCACGGGCACACAGGCUAGCUUUCUUGCGCUGUUCGAUGGAGAUGAGAGUAAGGUGACCCAACUUGAUGACUUGGUAACACAGGCAGCAGGUUUUACCAGCCGCUUCCUGAUCUGUGGUCAGACAUACAGCAGGAAGGUGGACAUUGACUGUGUCAGUACGCUGUCCAGUCUAGGGGCUUCUGUCCAUAAGAUCUGUACUGACAUCAGGUUGUUGGCAAACUUCAAGGAGCUGGAGGAACCUUUUGAGAAAGACCAAAUUGGAUCCAGUGCAAUGGCUUACAAGCGUAACCCGAUGAGAUCGGAGCGUUGCUGUGCUCUGUCACGCCAUCUGAUGUGUCUGAUACAGGACCCACUGAUGACUGCCUCCGUGCAGUGGAUGGAGCGGACCUUGGACGAUAGCGCUAAUAGGAGAAUAAGCCUGGCCGAAGCCUUCCUGACUGCUGACUGUGUGCUGUGUACUCUACAGAACGUCUUCGAAGGACUGGUCGUGUAUCCAAAGGUGAUUGAGAAGAGGGUGAAGCAGGAGUUGCCGUUCAUGGCGACGGAGAACAUCAUCAUGGCCAUGGUGAAGGCAGGCGGCAACAGACAGGAGUGCCAUGAGGAGGUGCGGGUGUUGUCCCAGGCGGCGGGGAGCGUGGUGAAGCAGCAGGGUGGGGACAACGACCUGGUGGACAGGAUACGUGCCUCACAGUACUUCUCCCCCAUUCACGCCCAGCUGGACGCUCUCCUAGACCCUUCAUCUUUCAUCGGUCGGGCUCCUAAACAGGUACUAGAAUUCCUAGAUUCUGAAGUGACGUCUGCCCUGGCUCCAUAUGCAGAUCAAAUGUCUGGAUCUGUACAGCUCAAUUUAUAACACCCAUUCAUGGCCCAUCCAACCCAGGUGCUGCUUAUCAACAAGCCUAAAAGCAACAUUCUGUGGAGUGUGUUUUGGAGACAUCUGUAUUGAUGGGCUUGAACCUGCAAUGUGACAAAAGGAAGGCCAUAGUGCCAUUCAACAUGGAGAUGCUAUGCUUAAAGGAACUCUCUCUUCCCAGUUUUCCAUGUACUGAAGUUGUGGGUAGACUCGGAUUCUUCAUCAGAACUCCACAUGGUGCUUUGUCGAUAAGUGUUUGUGUCUGUCACAAACUUCUCUAUAAUCAUUGGACUCUUUGCCAGAAAUUCAUUAAGAUCUCAUUCCCUGAUGAGCAGAAUACAUUUCCAUAUUUAUGUUCUGAAAAUUGGUUGAAGUGUAAUCAAUGGGUUUCAAGGCGGUUCUCAUACUGUUCAUACGUCAGAACCUGUUGCCAUGACAAUAAACUACAUCUAUAUAAAAGAUAUUUGUGCCUCAAUAAAAUGAAUUUCAUGUAUUGAAAAAGUCAGGAGAAAACCUU
This is a messenger RNA of Haliotis rufescens (red abalone), 1992 nucleotides long. Its product is annotated as adenylosuccinate lyase-like. The record is from RefSeq and is a predicted model, not a curated record. Gene Ontology annotation, molecular function: N6-(1,2-dicarboxyethyl)AMP AMP-lyase (fumarate-forming) activity; (S)-2-(5-amino-1-(5-phospho-D-ribosyl)imidazole-4-carboxamido) succinate lyase (fumarate-forming) activity. NCBI's taxonomy places the organism in Eukaryota, Metazoa, Mollusca, Gastropoda, Lepetellida, Haliotidae. The transcript is spliced from 13 exons. The coding region runs from base 18 to 1475 and encodes 485 amino acids. Gene Ontology annotation, biological process: 'de novo' AMP biosynthetic process. Gene Ontology annotation, cellular component: cytosol.